AUGGCAAGACUGACAAUCAAUCUCGCUGCAAUUUACACCCCCGCGGAUUACAACACACGCCCUUUGGACACCAUCUUCGGCAACUUCAUUGAUGCUAUUCCGGUGAUUAAAUAUUGCACUGAGAACAAUAAGCGUUUGAUUCAUUUCUCUACGUGCGAGGUUUACGGGAAGACUAUAGGCAGCUUUCUCCCAGAAGAAUAUCGACAGGACCCCAAAUAUUUCAUGCUCAAGGAAGAUGUCACUCCUUGUAUUUUUGGUCCGGUUGAGAAACAGAGAUGGUCUUAUGCUUGUGCAAAGCAAAUGACUGACAGACUAAUAUAUGGUACACAAUAA
Glycine soja is the source of this 333-nucleotide messenger RNA. Its product is annotated as UDP-D-apiose/UDP-D-xylose synthase 2-like. The coding region runs from base 1 to 333 and encodes 110 amino acids. The record is from RefSeq and is a predicted model, not a curated record. NCBI's taxonomy places the organism in Eukaryota, Viridiplantae, Streptophyta, Magnoliopsida, Fabales, Fabaceae. The transcript is spliced from 4 exons.